This is a messenger RNA of Episyrphus balteatus (marmalade hoverfly), 4669 nucleotides long. RefSeq names its product cytoplasmic FMR1-interacting protein (gene Sra-1). Gene Ontology annotation, biological process: cell morphogenesis; regulation of translation; axon guidance. The record is from RefSeq and is a predicted model, not a curated record. The transcript has 12 exons. NCBI's taxonomy places the organism in Eukaryota, Metazoa, Arthropoda, Insecta, Diptera, Syrphidae. Gene Ontology annotation, cellular component: neuron projection; synapse; SCAR complex. Bases 158 to 4027 code for a protein of 1289 amino acids. Gene Ontology annotation, molecular function: small GTPase binding; RNA 7-methylguanosine cap binding.
GUGUAAAAAAAUACUCCAAGCCAAAUGAACCAAUUUGGAAUUUGGAAUGUCUAACCCUCCAACACGGACAAAAUUAGUAAACGAUCCAAAAAAAAUAUUUAUUGUUUAUAAAUUAGGUUUUUUUCAUAAUAAAUAUUAAUAAAAAAUUCAAAACACCAUGACGGAAAAGAUCACCCUUGCGGAUGCUCUAUCCAACGUGGAAGUUCUGGAUGAGUUGUCGCUGCCCGACGAACAACCAUGCAUCGAAGCCCAACCUUGUUCGAUUAUUUACAAAGCUAAUUUUGAUACAAAUUUCGAAGAUCGCAAUGGAUUUGUCACGGGAGUUGCUAAAUACAUUGAGGAAGCUACAACUCAUGCUAAUUUGAAUGUUCUUCUAGAUGAAGGACAAAAACAUGCUGUCAUGUUAUACACUUGGAGAUGUUGUUCCCGGGCAAUUCCACAACCAAAAUCAAAUGAACAACCUAAUCGAGUUGAGAUUUAUGAGAAAACUGUGGAGGUGCUUGCUCCAGAAGUUAAUAAGCUGUUGAAUUUUAUGUAUUUUCAGCGCAAAGCUAUUGACGCAUUCUCCGGCGAAGUUAAACGCUUAUGUCAUGCAGAGAAACGCAAAGAUUUUGUCUCCGAAGCAUACCUUCUAACCUUGGGAAAAUUCAUCAACAUGUUUGCAGUUCUUGAUGAAUUGAAAAACAUGAAAUCGAGUGUGAAAAAUGACUAUAGUACAUACCGAAGGGCUGCUCAAUUUCUAAAAGUCAUGUCCGAUUCUCAUACAUUGCAAGAAUCUCAAAAUCUAUCAAUGUUCUUGGCAACACAAAAUAAAAUUCGAGACACUGUCAAAGACACUCUCGAAAAAAUCCCCGGCUAUGAGGAUUUACUUUCAGAUGUAGUAAACAUCUGUGUACAUAUGUUCGAAACAAAAAUGUAUUUAACUCCCGAAGAAAAGCAUAUGCUUGUUAAAGUCAUGGGCUUUGGUCUCUUUUUGAUGGACUCAGAUGGUUGCAAUAUCAACAAAUUGGAUCAGAAGAAAAAGAUCCGCUUGGAUAGAAUUGAUCGUAUUUUCAAAAAUCUAGAAGUUGUCCCACUCUUUGGGGACAUGCAAAUUGCUCCAUUUAAUUAUAUUAAACGCAGCAAACACUUUGAUGCCAGUAAAUGGCCACUUUCAAGCUCCACAGCAACCAGUCCACAGGCCGAUUUGAUGGUACAUUUGCCACAAAUUCGAGAAGAUCAUGUUAAGUAUAUAUCCGAGCUGGCUCGAUACACAAAUGAGGUGACAACAACUGUGAAGGAAAAUCCUUCUGAUCUUGAAAAUCGUUGCACUUCAGAUUUGGCUUUGCGGGGCUUGCAAUUGCUCUCAGAGUGGACAAGUGUAGUAACGGAAUUGUACUCGUGGAAGUUGCUUCAUCCAACCGAUCAUCAUCAGAAUAAAGAAUGUCCCGUUGAAGCGGAAGAGUAUGAACGAGCUACUCGUUAUAAUUAUACAUCCGAGGAGAAGUUUGCUCUAAUUGAAGUUAUUGCCAUGAUAAAGGGACUCCAAGUCCUUAUGGCUCGUAUAGAGACCGUUUUGUGUGAAGCUAUACGCCGAAAUAUCUAUUCGGAACUGCAAGACUUUGUUCAGUUGACACUCCGAGAACCGUUACGAAAGGCCGUUAAAAACAAAAAAGAUCUCAUCAGAAGUAUCAUAAUGUCAGUGAGAGAGACCUCAUCCGAUUGGCAAAAAGGCUAUGAACCAUCUGAUGAUCCAGCUUCCAAGGGAAAGAAAGAUCCCGAUGGAGGUUUUCGCAUCCAUGUGCCACGUUUGAAUGUUGGUCCAUCAUCGACACAACUCUACAUGGUGCGAACCAUGUUGGAGUCUCUUAUCGCCGAUAAAAGUGGUGGCAAAAGGACCCUUCGCAAGGACAUCGAUGGCAAUUGCUUGAUGCAAAUUGAUUCGUUCCAUAAGACUUCGUUCUACUGGAGUUAUUUGCUGAAUUUCAGUGACACAUUGCAAAAGUGUUGCGAUUUAUCACAACUUUGGUAUCGAGAGUUCUAUCUGGAAAUGACCAUGGGAAGGAAAGUGAACAAAUGUCUGGUUCGUCAUCAACACAACGAGGAAUGCAAAGAUUUGAUAACAAUGGAGAAGCGAAUUCAGUUCCCUAUUGAAAUGUCGAUGCCUUGGAUAUUAACGGAUCAUAUAUUGCAAACGAAGGAGCCAUCUAUGAUGGAAUUCGUUUUAUAUCCAUUGGAUUUGUACAACGAUUCAGCACACUAUGCGCUGACUGUCUUCCGUAAACAGUUUUUAUACGAUGAAGUCGAGGCUGAAGUUAACUUGUGCUUUGAUCAAUUUGUGUAUAAACUGAGUGAACAAAUAUUUGCUCAUUAUAAACAAUUAGCUGGAAGUAUGUUUUUGGAUAAGCGAUUCCGCUUGGAAUGUGAAGUUCUUGGAUUUAAUUUUCAAUCGUAUCCAAGAAAUAAUCGUUAUGAAACUUUAUUGAAGCAAAGACAUGUCCAGUUACUUGGACGCUCAAUUGAUUUAAAUAAACUUAUUACACAACGUAUUAAUGCAAAUAUGCAUAAGAGCAUCGAAUUGGCUAUUUCUCGUUUCGAAGCAAAUGAUAUAACUGGAAUUGUGGAAUUAGACGGUCUACUUGAAGCCAACCGUAUAUGCCAUAAACUGUUAAGUAAAUGGUUAGCAAUGGAUAAUUUCGAUGGAAUGGUUAAAGAAGCCAAUCAUAAUGUCCUCGCCCCAUACGGCCGUAUAACGUUACACGUUUUUGUCGAAUUAAACUAUGAUUUCUUAUCAAAUUAUUGUUACAAUGCAGCAACCAAUAGAUUUGUGCGCAGCAAAGUCAAUUUAUCUUCCUCUCAAGCUAUUCAGCGUGAGAAACCACCACAAAUGUCUCACUAUUACUUGUGGGGUUCGAAACAACUGAAUGCCGCUUACUCAACUCAAUACGGCCAAUAUGCUGGUUUUGUUGGUGCCCCUCACUUCCAUGGAAUGUGCCGCCUACUUGGCUAUCAAGGAAUUGCUGUUGUAAUGGACAUCAUUCUCAAAGAUAUCGUCAAACCUCUCAUACAGGGAAGUCUACUACAAUUUACCAAAACCCUUAUGAGUGCAAUGCCAAAGUCAUGUAAAUUGCCACGAUGUGAAUAUGGUUCGCCGGGUGUGUUAAGCUAUUAUCAGGCCCAUUUAACAGACAUUGUGCAAUAUCCUGACACAAAAACUGAACUCUUCCAAUCAUUCCGAGAAUUUGGAAAUUGCGUUAUAUUUUGCCUGCUAAUUGAACAAGCUCUAUCACAAGAAGAAGUUUGUGAUUUGUUGCAUGCUGCUCUUUUCCAAAAUAUUUUCCCAAGACCAUUUUGUAAAGAAAAUGAAAAACCUGAAGCCAAACAAAAACGAUUAGAAGCUCAAUUUGCGAAUUUGCAAAUUGUCUCCAAUGUGGAAAAACUUGGUUCAGCUAAACAAGCAAUGAUUGCCAGAGAGGGUGACCUUUUAACCAGAGAACGACUCUGUUGUGGAUUGAGCAUUUUUGAAGUCAUCCUCAAUCGUAUCAAAAGCUAUUUGGACGAUCCUGUGUGGGUGGGGCCACCGCCAGCCAAUGGAAUUAUUCAUGUUGACGAAUGCUCGGAAUUCCAUCGUCUUUGGUCAGCCUUGCAAUUUGUCUAUUGCAUUCCAGUGAGAGGAACCGAAUACACAAUUGAAGAGCUAUUCGGCGAAGGUCUGAACUGGGCUGGUUGCGCUAUGAUUGUUCUACUGGGACAACAGAGACGUUUCGAGGCUUUAGAUUUUUGUUAUCACAUUUUAAGAAUACAACGAGUGGAUGGAAAAGAUCAAGAUGUCAAUGGAAUUAAAUUAAAACGAAUGGUUGAUCGAAUUCGUCGUUUCCAAGUUCUCAACUCUCAAGUAUUUGCUGUUCUUAAUAAAUAUCUUAAAAGUGGCGAUGGUGAAGGUUCGAAUGUUGAACAUGUUCGUUGUUUCCCACCACCUCAGCAUCCAUCGAUGGUAUCGUCACACUAUCAAGAUCCAAAUAAGCUUCGCCAGAGUCUGAAUAAUUAAAUAUUCUCUACGAAUGUAUAUCAUCCUUGGUCUUCUUAAUUAUCAAAUCUAUCUAUCGAUCUAUUUUAUGCUACCUUGCAGAAAUGUGCAUUUUUCUUAUAAUGACAACACUUUUUUUAUAAUUAUUAUUACAAAAUAUAUAUAUAUACAAAUAUAUUAUAAUAUUAUUAUGAAUUUAUUUUAAGAUCAAAAUAUUGAUUUACAUAAUAUAUUCGAGAUUUUUUUUUUUUUUUUGUAUUAUUCUAAUUUGUUAAGAGAAAGUUUUUAUAUUAAGAUGUUAAGUGAAUAAUGACUAAAUACCUACCUACAUUUAUUAUAUACAUUUGUAUUUUGUUUCUAUUUCUUAUUUUUCAUUUCAGUAUUUUCAUACGUAUUUUUUUUUUUUUUUUGUAUUUUUUUCUUUUAUUGUUCCCAAUUUUAUCUAUAAAAAAAUCUAUCGAAAGUAUGUAAGAAUAAAAGAGUAAUAGAAUGAAUAAUAAUAAAUUAUACACCAAUUAAUAAUUAUUGUAUAACAAAUUAAUUUUAAUAAUUUAUAAGUGAGGUUUGCGGCGUCGUUAUAAAACUGCCGUUUUGUAUGACUCAUUGUGGGAAAAAUUUGUUUUCUAAAAAACAAAUGGACACAUGUACGACACAAUAAUUAUA